Molecule: messenger RNA, 2835 nt
Organism: Sturnus vulgaris (Common starling)
Lineage: Eukaryota; Metazoa; Chordata; Aves; Passeriformes; Sturnidae
Source: RefSeq, a predicted model, not a curated record
CCUUUACCCUGCCUGUCUCCUUCUCCCCGCUCUGGCCCAGAUGAGUCCAGCUCCAGUGGUGGACAUCAGCGGUCCCCCCCGGAGCACAGGCCUCCCGCUGGUUCGGACACAGACAGCUCUGUGGAGGAGGAGAGUGACUUUGACACCAUGCCAGAAAUUGAGAGUGAUAAGAACAUCAUCCGCACUAAGGUGUUCCUCUAUCUAUCGGACUUGUCCAGGAAAGACCGAAGGAUUGUCAGCAAAAAAUACAAAAUCUAUUUCUGGAACAUCAUCACCAUUGCGGUGUUCUAUGCCCUGCCGGUCAUCCAGCUCGUCAUCACUUACCAGACGGUAGUGAAUGUGACGGGCAAUCAGGACAUCUGCUACUACAACUUCCUGUGUGCUCAUCCCCUUGGGGUGCUGAGUGCCUUCAACAACAUCCUCAGUAACGUGGGCCACAUGAUGCUGGGCUUUCUCUUCCUCCUCAUUGUGUUGCGCAGGGACAUCCUCCACCGUCGGGCCAUGGAGAUGAAAGAUAUCUACACCUUGGACUAUGGGAUCCCAAAGCAUUUUGGUCUCUUUUAUGCUAUGGGCAUUGCUCUGAUGAUGGAAGGGGUGCUCAGUGCCUGUUACCACGUCUGCCCUAAUUACUCCAAUUUCCAGUUUGACACCUCCUUCAUGUACAUGAUUGCAGGACUCUGCAUGCUCAAGCUCUACCAGACCCGGCAUCCAGACAUCAAUGCCAGCGCCUACUCUGCCUAUGCCUCGUUUGCUGUGGUGAUCUCCCUGGCUGUCCUUGGAGUGGUGUUUGGGAAAAACGACAUGUGGUUCUGGGUUAUUUUCUCAAUGAUCCACGUUUUGGCCUCACUGGCUCUCAGCACUCAGAUCUACUACAUGGGUCGCUUCAAGAUUGACAUGGGUGUAUUUCGGCGAGCAGUGAUGGUGCUGUACACGGACUGUAUCCAGCAGUGCAGCCGACCAAUGUACAUGGAUAGGAUGGUGCUGCUCAUUGUUGGGAACCUAGUCAACUGGUCCUUUGCUAUCUUUGGUCUGGUGUACCGGCCCAGAGACUUCGCCUCCUACAUACUGGGAAUCUUCAUUUGUAACCUGCUCCUGUAUCUGGCCUUCUACAUCAUCAUGAAGCUCCGUAGCUCUGAGAAGCUCCUGCCCAUCCCCAUGUUCUGCAUCGUGGCCACAGCAGUGGUGUGGGCAGCUGCCCUCUACUUCUUCUUCCAGACCCUCAGCAGCUGGGAGGAGACUCCAGCAGAGUCCCGGGAAAAGAACCGGCCAUGCAUCCUGCUGGGAUUCUUUGAUGACCAUGAUGUCUGGCACUUCCUCUCUGCAGCUGCCUUGUUCUUCUCCUUUCUGGUCCUGCUGACCCUGGAUGAUGACCUGGAUACGGUGCGCAGGGACAAGAUCCCAGUGUUCUGAGUCCCCAGGGACAGGGACACAGAGGUGUCCCAAACCGCUCAGCCAAAUGCACUGGGCACUGGUGUCUGUGGAGAACGAGCCUGUUUGCACGGCCAACAGGCCAGUGGGAGCAGGGGAACCGGAUCCCACAGCAAGCAGGAAGGGGUUCUGUGGCAGCUGAGGUGGGAUCAGGAGGGAAGAUGAUGUUACUCCUUUCCCACCGCAUCCUCUGGGGCAGGCUUGAUCCAGAGGCCAGUGCACAGCCCUCUGGCUUGUGGGUGCAGUGGGUGCUGGAGCCAGUGAGGGGGGAGGAAACAGGAGGGGAGGCAUGUUAGACACCUUUGCUUCUCUUCCUUCCUGCUGAUGUGCUCCACUUCCUCUUUGGCAAGCAGGCUUGAGAAGUGCCAUACAAAUCUUCCUGCACAGAGAAUUAAUGCCUGCACUCUGCAGUCUACUGCCCUCAGAGAGUCCCUUCAGCAGCACAGGGAGAGCAUUUGGUUCCUGUACUGCAGCAGACGAGGGAGCAAAGGACUCCAAACUGAGGUGGCAGUGGGGGCACUGUGCUUUUUUUUUCCUCUUUUGUUGGAGAGACUCCUUCGGUAGCUGGUGGGGAACCAUGGUACCAAGGCUGCAGCGUUGGUGGGAGGUGGUGAACUGGAGCUGCCUGUGAGGGCUCUGCCAGACUCGGAGCCUCCUACAUUGCUCUCUUGCAGCCUCUCAGUCACUCCUGUUGAACAGCCACACUCCUCUGGUAGCUCCAGUGCUGGCACUUGGCAGCGUGCUGGUCUCUGUCAUGGCACGUGCACUCCUCAAGCAACCCAAAGAGAGGCCGCACAGCACAAUCACAGCCUUGUGUGGCAGCCCUUGGCUCCUGCUGUGUGCCUUGCCAAAGGGGCAGGGUGGAACAGGGAGGUUUUCCAGCAGCCUGACUUUCUCCUCUCAUGAACUUGCCUUGGACAACUUGGCAAAGCAGGUUCCCUUAUGGGCUGGGAGGGUGAAGGAGAUUUUGGGGCACUUGGUGUUGAGCUCUUCAGCUAACGAUGUGGACCAAAUUUUCUUCUUCAGCUUGUCUGAAUCUGAAAUGAGUUCUUUAAUGGCUUCUGCAUUCUUUUCAGUUUAUUCAUUGUUAAAAAAACCCCCAAGAAUAUGUGAAUUAUUUCAGGCCUUGCAUCUAAAAUGGGACCUGUUUUGCUAAUUUGCAAUUAAAAAGUGUUCUUUGAGCCCUGCUCUCCUUAUUCUUGUCUGCCUGAACAUUUUUACUUUGCAUUACUGGCUACAUGCACAUACACCAAAGGUUUCAUUCCACUUCUGCUUACUAAAGCAGAUGACUGGUGAAGUUUUACUCCCAGAGUCUGUAUCUCCUUGAAGAGUUCUGCACCAGCUGGUUUUUAUUAUUUUCUAAGUUGGAGUUUGCCAAGAUGGUUAAUAAAAUGGAUAUUCCUCGUU